Lecanosticta acicola is the source of this 2057-nucleotide messenger RNA. Lineage: Eukaryota; Fungi; Ascomycota; Dothideomycetes; Mycosphaerellales; Mycosphaerellaceae. The record is from the annotation of a GenBank genome assembly.
AUGGAAGCAGCCUCCGCGCGCUACGCCUCCCGCGACCGCUUCGCAUACCCCCAUGAACCCGCUACUACCCCUCUCCAACGAUAUAUCCAAAAUGCCUGUUCUCCCGAGAACUUUGAGCCCAAUCUUGCUUUGUGCCUGGAGAUCGCGGAUCUGAUCAAUGCCAAGAAGGGCGGAGCGCCGCGCGAGGCAGCAGUCGCAAUUGUCGGCUAUGUCAAUCAUCGGAAUCCUAAUGUCGCUCUCCUGGCAUUGAGCCUGCUGGACAUAUGUGUGAAGAAUUGUGGUUAUCCUUUUCACCUCCAAAUUUCUACGAAGGAGUUUCUCAAUGAGCUUGUCAGGCGCUUCCCGGAACGGCCGCCUCUACGGACUACCCGCGUUCAGAAUAGGAUCUUGGAGCUUAUCGCCGAAUGGAAGCAGACAAUAUGCACAACGAGCAAGUACAAGGAGGAUCUAGGAUUCAUCCGGGAUAUGCAUAGGCUGCUGCAUUUCAAGGGUUACCAGUUUCCGCAGAUCCGGAAGGAAGAUGCCGCUGUGCUCAACCCGAGCGACGGCUUGAAGAGUGCUGAAGAAAUGGAGGAGGAGGAGAGGGCGGCUCAAAGUGCAAAGCUGCAGGAGCUGAUUCGAAGAGGCACACCGCAUGACCUGCAGGAAGCCAACAAGUUGAUGAAGGUCAUGGCAGGAUACGAUACCCGGCACAAAACAGAUUACAGGGCGAAGGCCGCGGAGGAAGUGGGCAGGGUGCAGCAAAAAGCAAGGUUGCUGGAGGAGAUGAUGCAGGAUCACAAAACCGGCGAUCAGCUCCAAGAAGGAGAUGUUUUUGAAGAGCUGGCCAGUGCUCUUGCAAGUGCGCAUCCCAAGAUUCAGAGGAUGUGUGAAGAAGAGAGUGAGGAUCACGAAGCUGUCGCGAAGCUCUUCGAGAUCAACGAUUCGAUACAUCGAACCCUGGAGCGAUACAAGCUUAUGAAGAAGGGUGACAUUGACGGCGCAAAUGCGAUUCCGAAGGGUACAUUGGGAGUCAGCGGUGCUGGCGUGAAGACGGGACCUGACAACGAGCUUUCACUCAUCGACUUUGGAGGACCUGAAGACAGUGCACCAGCAGAGCAACCUUCAACAGGCGCGCAAACGGCAGCACCCGAAGCAUCCAAGGCGAAGGGCAAUGCGCUAGAGGAUGACUUGCUUGGCCUUAACAUGGGAGACGGAAAUUAUGGCCAAGGCGGCGGUAUCUCGCUGGGUCCUUCAAACGGUACCAUGGACAUCAUGGCACAAUUUAACCAGCCUCAGACCGCGUCCAAUUCGAUUUUCAAUACCCAGCCAAAAUCGAUGGCCCCUCAAACAGCUUCUGCGCCUCAGGCGCCAACGCCCGCGAACUUUGGUAUGUUCGCCUCUGGCUCGCAGCCACCUUCGAAGCCUGCGACACCUUUACCGCAGGCCGUCCAACAUCAAGCGAAGAAGUCUGACCCGUUUGCCUCGCUUGCAACACCACCACGACAAUCGUCUCCCUUCCAACAUGCUCCGUCCAAGUCUCCGGUACCGCCAACAUCUCAGCCGGUUGACUUGCUCGGAAUGGGAAGCAGCAAUGGGAUUUCCGCUCCACCAGCUGCGGCGCCUGCUGCUUCUCACGAUGAUGAAUGGGAAUUUAGUUCAGCCCUUCCCGACCAGCCUACAGAGAUCACGGUGACAAAUAGCUCCAUCAAGACGCAAUUCACCGUUAACAGACAAAACGACACCGAGUUGGUCAUCCAGAGUCGGAUAUCCAACAAUACUCCCUCACAAAUCAACGAUCUGACGUUUCAGUUGGCAGUAACGAAGGUAUGCAGUUCUGUUCUUUGCUUAGAUCAAUACUAAUCACCCUCAUGCAGGGCUACACACUCAAGCUCGAGCCGCAAUCCAGUCGCGAUCUUUCGCCACACCAACAGAAUGGCAUCACACAGACGAUCAGAUUACAAGGCGCAGAACGUGGGAAAGGCACAAUGAUCAAAAUGCGUUGGCGAGCCAGCUACAAUGAGGGAGGCAAGGCAAAGAACGAGCAGGGAGAAAUCAAUGGACUGGGAUUGUCUUGA